Molecule: messenger RNA, 710 nt
Organism: Mus musculus (house mouse)
Lineage: Eukaryota; Metazoa; Chordata; Mammalia; Rodentia; Muridae
Gene: Defb42
Product: defensin beta 42
Exons: 3
Coding region: 280-507 (75 amino acids)
Biological process (GO): antibacterial innate immune response; antifungal innate immune response; defense response to Gram-positive bacterium
Cellular component (GO): extracellular region
Molecular function (GO): lipopolysaccharide binding
Source: RefSeq, marked validated
AUUUGGAAAAGGAAGCUCUCUGGGGACUUUUCCACAGCAGAAUCUGGCCAAACGAGUAAGUAAAACUGAAAGAGGAGACUUCUCCACUCGCUGAGCAAACCCUCUACUCUUAGUCAAACCCUGUUGACAUGCUAAGAGCCUUUUGCUUCUUGGAACCCUAAGCUGGGCUCUCCCUGGAAGAGUGAGCUUGAAUCCAGCGCCACCUAACCCAGAUCAUCUCUAUAAACAAGGCUUCCAGACAGCUGUCUCGGCAGUUCCAGCUCCAGACCCUCCACAGCUAUGAACCUGCGUCUUUCAUGCUUACUGUUCAUCCUGGUGACAUCAUUGCCUGCAGGUCGCUGUUCGAUCGGGAAUAAGGGCAUAUCCUUUGAGACGUGCACCGCAAUCGAAGGCUUGUGUUUCUUUGGUUGUAAGUUAGGGUGGGUAUGGAUUGCCUACUGUAACAACAUAAUGUCCUGUUGUAGAAAGGAUACCGAUUUUGUACUUCCUCAAACCAAAGGUAUAUGACCUAGCCUCACAGCUCCAGUUAAAAGGCCAUGUGAAUGAUUAAACACUCCCAAUCUGUCUGUGAGGCCCAAGAGCUCAAGAAAAAGUGGACGUGACGCAUAAGGGUGACGCUGGCCACGUGUCUGUUUACUGGCAAAAGCCCAGAUGGCAUUUUGUAAGAAGCUUUGCAAUAAAUGGCACCCCGUGGUCUUCCUUGUCUUAAA